Messenger RNA from Entrophospora sp. SA101, 666 nucleotides. The record is from the annotation of a GenBank genome assembly. Lineage: Eukaryota; Fungi; Glomeromycota; Glomeromycetes; Entrophosporales; Entrophosporaceae.
AUGGAAUCUUUUAGUGACAUUAUUGAACUUCAAUCAGAGCUUGCCAGUAUAUAUCCUUCUGAUCACAUUUUUAAUGAAAGAGAAUGUCGUGCUUGGAAAGCAUUAAUAAAAGCUGCAGGAGACACAAAUAUAACACCAUUUGAUAAGAAGGAAUCAAUGUGUGAAUUCUGGACAAAAAAUUCUAAUCCUUCAUAUGAUAAAGCAACAUUACUUAUGCUUUAUAAUAAAGGAUUCCUUUCUCCUACUCCUAAUGAGCCAACAUGUGAUCUAUUAAUAUGUAAUAAUGCUCAACGUUUAUCUAAAAGUAUGGCUGAUGCUAUGGAUGCAAAUAAAAAAGGACUAGAUGGAAAAUGUAGAAUAUUAUCAAUUGUAGCAGAUAAUUUCACUUCAGAAGAAUUGAACAAAUUAAAGGCCAAUUUUAUUCAUAGGAUUGAGUUGCUAAGAAGACAUAUGAAACUAAAUUAUGAAAAAGAAAUCAAAAUUGAAACAGAUGGUCAACCUCACCAUGAUCCUUGCAUUUCACAUUGUCUUUUAUAUGCUUUUGGUAUCUGUGAAGAAAAUCAUGCAAAUACUUGUCAAAACUGUGAUGAAUUCUGGAUCCUAUUUGAAAAUCUACAAGAUACCAUUGGUAAAUCAUCUAAUGGCAAUUUUUAUUUGAAUUAUUAA